AUCAGACUUGCUUUUUUUGAUUGAUUGUCUUGAUAGCGAUUUGUGAUGUUAUCACAAUGCUUAUUUAAAGAUUCUGUAUAAUUGUGGAGCAAUACAUCAGUGUUCAUUUUAGUUUAAAGUGUUUACGAUUUUGAUUAACUCCUGCGACAAUGUCAUCACAGCCAAUCUUUUGCACCUAAAAAUAUGUCAGAAUCGAGGGGGCCCGAAAACAAAAGUAUUGAAUUCGACCCUAUAUUACCCGAUGCGGGAGUAUUAUUCUACGAAGAAUGUCCAACGGAGUAUGAAAUAGAACGGCCUAGACUGCUGCCUUUGAAAUCUACGACUCAGAUUCGUUUCGAGCAGUUACAGCACGAAGCAGCAAGAGUUUGGAGAGAGAAGCAGAAGACGGCGAAGAAGAACUAAGUUUUUAGUUUUGUGUAGUGUAGAAUCGUGUCAAAAUGGCUUACACGUUGUUUGUGAUAGAACUGAUAUCUGCGUUUAUAUUAGCAGCGACUCUGCUGUACCGAUAUGGUGACUGCUACAGAAACCACAUCAUAGUGACCAUAUCUGUGCUGACAGCAUGGUACUUCUCAUUUGUGAUUAUGUUCAUCUUGCCUCUGGACAUAUCGUCAACUGUGUACCGACAAUGUAUGGAAAAUGCAACGAAAGCCACAGAUCCAACUCAAAUGGUACAAGGCAAUGUUACCACUGUGGCUCCACCUACCGUGGAAUGUCAUAAGCCUUGGAGUUUCAUGAGCUCGGAUGUGUUCCCGAACCUUUGGCGAGUUGUGUACUGGACGUCACAAUGCCUUACUUGGCUCAUCAUGCCAAUGAUGCAGUCAUACAGCAAAGCUGGUGACUUCACAGUGAAAGGAAAACUGAAGUCAGCGCUAGUUGACAACGCCAUCUACUACGGUUCAUACCUAUUCAUAUGUGGCAUACUACUAAUAUACAUUGCCUUAAAACCAGGCAUAUAUUUAGACCCCCCUAAGAUAAAGGCCAUAGCUUCGUCAGCCAGUAAUACAUGGGGUCUGUUCCUAUUGAUCCUGUUACUCGGAUAUGCCUUGGUGGAAGUGCCUAGAAAUCUGUGGAACAAUUCCAAGAAGAACUAUACAUUGACUUAUUGUUACUUCAAAAUAGCUAAGCUGAGUACUGAUAAGUGUGAAGCUGAGGAAACUGUUGAUGAUAUUUUGGAUAGCCUUAAAGCAGUGACAACAGCAGUUGGUUCCGGCCACCCACUUCACCGUCACGUCGAGACUAUAGUCCAGAAGUUACCAAUAACACUCCGGGACAGGCUCAACGGACGCGCACCGCCAGACAGACCCAUACCACCAUCAUUGAAGUCACUUGUCAAUCUACACAAAAAGACUAUCAAAGCCUUACACGUGCUGCAGCGUACAGAAACGCAAUGGGGUCUUAUGUUGGAACGUAUAUUCCAUCUCGAAGAUAUUGCUGCGAACCAGCGAUCGCCUGAUCACAGGUUCCAGCACACUUUCCAUACACCAAGGCCGAGGCUGCAACGGAUAUUUUACCCACCUAUUAUUGAAUGGUAUUGGGAAUGUUUCCUGAAACAAUACUUUUUGAAGACAAUGGCCGUGAUAACUGGUAUCAUGUCUAUAGCUGUGGUGUGGUCGGAAAUGACUUUCUUCUGCAAAAAACCCGUGCUGUCUAUAUUCGCGAAUAUUGUUAUAGCUGCUACUGAUACUUACAAUUAUUCGGCUAUCGAGGCAAUAUCAACAAUAAUAAUCGCCUACAUGUUCUACUGCGCUUACUCCACGGUACUCAAGAUCCGUCUGCUCAACUUGUACUACUUAGCUCCUCACCACCAGACCAAUGAGUACAGUCUCAUAUUCUCUGGUAUGAUGGUGUGUAGGCUGACUCCGGCUAUGUGCUUGAAUUUCUUGAGUUUGAUACAUAUGGACUCCCAUGUUAUAAAGGAGAGGAUUAUGGAGACUUAUUAUACGCAGAUAAUGGGCCACAUGGACGUCCUAGGCAUCAUAGCCGAAGGUUUCAACAUCUACUUCCCGAUGCUAGUAGUGCUGCUAUGUGUAGCCACUUACCUGUCGCUCGGCAGUCGCUUGCUGUCACUCUGCGGCUUCCAGCAGUUCGUGGGUGAUGAUGAACUUACUACCGAUCUUGUGGAUGAGGGCAGAGAGAUUGUCAAGCGAGAGAAACGCAAGCGCCAACGUGCGGAGGACUCGUUGACUCGUCGCCGCGACUACAGCGAGAGAUUCUCCAACUACAGGAGUGCACGCGACGCACAGGAUGGAGCCCACACCGGGCUUCUAAACGACGUGGAUUCAGAUUACUACGUGCAACCUAGUCCUGAACGAAACCAGUCUGCUAUCACCGGGUACCAGAGAGCCGAGGUUCCAUAUAACAGGUCCAAUCUUACGUUGGAAGAUGAGUUGGACCAUCGCUUCGGUGAAAGUACUCUGCCGUCCAUACGAACCGAGUUCGAUGACCGGAGACGAGAUAAGAUGACGAUGCCCCCUCGAGGUUUGUUUGAUGAUGUAUAAAGUGCAAUAAGGUAUUAGGUAAUUGUAGAAGGUUCUUGUGGGGGUAUUGCUAUUUAGAUUUGUGAUUUUCGAAUAUGAGCCCUAAGGUCAUUAAGUUAAGGAUUAAAAUCGUUUCAAGCUUUUACGUACACAUUCUGUUGUUGAACUCUCAAUACCCAAAGUAUGAAGCCGUGCCGUUCUUAUGACAAUACCUUCACAAAAACAGGUCAAUUAAGUUAUUAUAACUAGAUUUAAAACAAUUGUUUUAGUGAUCGUUAUUAGUGAUAAUUGCAAAAUAAAUGUAUUUGAAUGUUUGUAAGCGUGACGGGUGUGUGCUGAGUAGAUUCAAUUGAUUUAUUUUAGGUACAAAUAUAAUAAAAUAAUAUAUUGCUUACAUUUUUAUAUGGAUAAUAAUCUAAUUAGUAUGGAGACACCAAACACAAUAAAAUAUUAUAUUUUAUCAUUACAUAAGCUUGCUUGUGCAAUAUAAUUAAUACAAUUUUAAUACAUAUAUCAAUUCUUAAAUAUGACGCUAUAAAUUUUACUGUAAUAUAUUCCAACUUUUAACACCUUUGGACAAAGACCAUAGUCUCGAACUAUUAAUUUAGCUAACUCUUUUCUUUAACUUUGAAAAAAAAUGUCUUGUCUUUUAAUAAUCGACUAAAACUGCACCAAGUCUUUGCGCGGCACUUUGUAAUACUAACAGUUGGAUCGCGAACGCUUUGUGGUGCCAUAUUUAAUUUCUUUGGUUGUACGUUCUGUAAGGCAGCUUGUAUAAUUCAACCAGACUACCGCCCGAUUCUUUAGUCUUACUAAAAGAGCUAAUAGUAAUUUUAGGUAUGUGUAUCAAAAUUCUAAGGUAAUAUAUGGGAUAAUGUUUCCAACAUUUGAUAGUUUUAGCAUCCUGUAAUGUUCAAUUCGUUUGGAACAAAAAAUGAACCUUAAACUUUUCGCAUAAAGUUGAAAAUUGCAUGGUUCUGGCAAGCCUUAGAGGUUUUGAUGCACUUAGAACUAUUUGGUGUAGAAAAUCCUUAUUUUAUUUUAGAACGGGCGCUAAUGGUAGUUUAGUUGUGAAGUAGCAUAAUAAUGUAGGAAAACACCAGGUUAUAUUGAGUCUACGAACGUUGUUUUAUUAUAACAUACAGAUUAAAAUAAGAAUAGGAUGUCGUCACAAAAGCAACUUUUUACUUACGAACUUUUACUAUAAAUUCCGAAAGUAAAGAAAAAACGGCAAGGCCAGAACGAAAUAUCUUAUUACUGUUUUGGAAUAUGUAGAGUAAUAAAAUCUUGUAGCAUCAUCCACCCAUGUUUGUUAUAUCUAUGCGUGUAAACAAAAUGAUUACUGGAUAAAAUCAUCACAAGGACUAAAAUUCUAUUCUUAUUUGAUGGUAAACGUUUUUAAUAACAAAAGGCCUAAAGCACGUUAAAUAUUUAUGUGAAGGGUGAUACUUUGUAGUUGUAAAUCGUUCAUUCUGUAUUAUAUUUAUUAAUAUUCUAACACUUUUAUUUAGUCAACUUUUAAGUAGAUUGUGGGUUUUAGGUUACAUUUAGCGAUGAGUUCUAGACAUUGUGCUAAAGAAGAAAUAAAAAGAAAACGGAAUCUUUUAAAAUUAGAACUGCUAAACCAUACUUUUUGGUAAAUUGCAUGCGAAACUUCUGUGUAAGAUUUUUAUCAGUCAAUUAAAGGAAGCUAGUGGUCAUGAACUCAUCUAAAUCUGUAAUGCAAAGCCUUGAUUUUAGUCGAGAUUAUUAUAACGCUGAUUAUUCUAACCCUUGGGGUACGUAUUUAAAAGAAUAUAAAUAAAUUGUGUACUAUUUUGCGUGUACAUAAAUAUUACUUAUUUAGCUUAGGCAAUGUUUUUAUGCUAACUAAUUAUUUUGUUAUUGUAUACUUUGUCAUUCCAUAGGUUUAUUUAAUGCCGUAGCAUUAAACACUGAUGUGAUAUUGUUA
Molecule: messenger RNA, 4428 nt
Organism: Helicoverpa zea (corn earworm)
Lineage: Eukaryota; Metazoa; Arthropoda; Insecta; Lepidoptera; Noctuidae
Product: LMBR1 domain-containing protein 2 homolog
Exons: 10
Coding region: 438-2498 (686 amino acids)
Cellular component (GO): membrane
Source: RefSeq, a predicted model, not a curated record